Messenger RNA from Eurytemora carolleeae, 2181 nucleotides. Its product is annotated as zinc finger protein jing. NCBI's taxonomy places the organism in Eukaryota, Metazoa, Arthropoda, Copepoda, Calanoida, Temoridae. Gene Ontology annotation, biological process: regulation of transcription by RNA polymerase II. The record is from RefSeq and is a predicted model, not a curated record. Gene Ontology annotation, cellular component: ESC/E(Z) complex.
GAGAAUGCUAGCCGGGAUGUCACCAAGGGAGAACCCUCUUCAUGGCAAAAAGGAAACCCUGCUUCAACAUCAGAAGGAAACCCUGGGUUCUGAUGGAGAAACCUCUGAUUACCAACGAAGUACACCAUCUCCUAGAGACGGGGAUACCGGGAUACCGGAGUUAAUUACAGAAGGUCGGACUAAUGACACUGGUUGCUGGAAAUCAAGACUUGAGAACUGGAAGCAGGUCGGGAACAGUUCUAACCCCACCCUCCUCCUCUCCCCCUCCCUCUCCCCUGACCUUGGGUUCGUCGACUACCCUGAUAUAUCUGAUAGUUUCAAAACCUCCUGUGAUAAAAAACAUCUUGUAUGUAAUCCUUCAAUUAAAUCCGAGGGAGGAGUGGCAAGAUUUCCUAACGAGGGUGGAAGGCCACGCUACCUCCAACCACUUGGAAAGUAUUCAGCAGAGGCUCAGCCCCCUAAGGAAGCUGUGAAACUAAACAAGAAGCUCACAGUUGAGAUUGAAAAAUUGCCAAAGGUUUUAUCAAGAACAGUGGUUAGAUCUGAAUCAAAAAAUAUGUUCCUAGCUAGUGCUCCUCAACGGCGCAGUGUGCAUAAAAAUCGGUUUGAUUCGCGCACCAAACAAAUUUCAGUCAGUCAGAAGGAACUUUUAAAUUCGUUCAGAAUUGAAAAACCCCCCAGCGUGGCGAGCAAUAACUCGGAAACAAAUUUUACAAGUUUCUCUACGCGAUCAUUUUAUAAAUCGGAGAAGAAAAAUUUACGAGAUAAAAGUGAUAUUAAAGUUACAAAGACUGAUUUAAAUAAUGAAAUCAAAGAGUUAAUCAUCAGUUCCUCAAGUAAUGUGAUUAGAAGUGGACUCAACCCAGCUCAGGAAUCGCUCAAUCGCUUACUUUCCAAAUCACUUCCUAGCUCGCCCUUUAGCUCACCGUCAAGCUCAUUUCCUAGCUCGCCCUCAAGCUCCCAGUCGGCGGCGAGUUCAAAUGGCGGCUCAGAUUUCUCCCGACCGUUUCGGUUUCCCACCCUCGCUGGAAACUCUAGCUCUAUUCCCUGCAAGUGGUCGGGUUGCGGGCAAGGGUUCAACUCUCACGGGAAACUUUCAGAUCAUAUAAAGACUGUACACAUGAGUCCUCAGUUAGAAUGCGGAAGUAAAGAGUACAGCUGCCUAUGGACCGGAUGUAAAGUUUAUGCAGCAAAGUCAAGUAGUUCCUCGUGGUUAGAGAAGCAUGUACCACUUCAUGGGGGCAAACUUACAUUCACGUGUAUCGUCGAGGGAUGCAAGAUGCGCUUCAGCUCACAGGUUACGCUAGAAAGACAUGUUAACGCGCAUUUUACGGAAAAUUCCGGAAGUUCCUCUCAAACUGGGCCCAGGAAGAGCAUCGAAGGAGCGCCCGCUAGAAAGGUGCUCAAACGCGCCGGAGUCAAACUCAAAUUUCGGAAAUUGCCGUUUUCCGCACGGAUUUUCGACUUUUUCGACGCCGGCAUGAUGGCGGGAAUACGAGAUCAAGUGUCGAGCGUUCAGUCCCUGGCGGCCAAAUUUAGCAUUAAUGGCGACAAAAUGGUUUUACAGAGUAAAGCUUUGAGUUUACGAAUAGGAUCUAAUGGGGAGCGUGAAGUGCUGCUAAGAUGGACACCUGAAAAUAUGUUGCCCGAUGAAUGGGUCCCUCUUGAAUCUGUGACAGCUUCCCGAACGGUUAACCUGGGACAGCUCCCGGAAUCCGCCAAGCAGCUCCUUCAUCAAAACCUGCUGCUCCAUCCCAAGAGCGAGAAGCAGUCCCGAAAACGAAAAUGGGUUGAACCCAUUUCCCCAUUUCUGACGCCCGACGAGGCUAUGGAAGAAAAGCUAAAAGUGGGGGCGAAUGUGAAAAAGCCCCACCCGGCAGCACACCUCUUCUUGUAGAAUAAGUUAAAGAAGAAGAAAGAUCUCUAGAUAAACAUUCAUUUUGUGAAUUUAUAAAAAAAAGUGAUAAAAUUUAUUCUCUCGACCAAAAAUCCCAAUGUUUAAGUUUGGGUCUGAAGUGACUGAAAUCAACUUAUUUACUAAAUAUUAAAUGCCCCAAAAAUAUCAUGAUAUUUUAAACUUUGAAAUUAUCCCUUGUAAAGCUCAAAACUCAUGAAAAUGUGCCGACACCUCUCUGAAUUUAAACCGCCCAAUUUUCAUCAAAUAUUUUGGCGCUGAAAUCA